This is a messenger RNA of Cuscuta campestris, 856 nucleotides long. NCBI's taxonomy places the organism in Eukaryota, Viridiplantae, Streptophyta, Magnoliopsida, Solanales, Convolvulaceae. The record is from the annotation of a GenBank genome assembly.
GUCAAAAAUCAAUAACAAAUCACAUUUUCUGUCCCGAAUAAUAUUCAUUAUCAGUACCCAUAUAUUCAUCCUGGCCGGCGGCGACAUGGCUAUGCAGGGGUUUCACGAAGGCGACGACGACGACGUGUUGCUGUGGUCGGAGGAGGGACAGCCGGAGGAGACGAGCGGCGGGGGGCUGUGCGUGCCGCAGGAUCGCCUGGACGAUUUGAACUUCUUCCCGGACUUCCAAGACGACUUCAUCUCCGUUGCGAAUCUGCUCUCUUCCCCGGAACAGAGCGAGGUUCUCGACCACGACGGCGACGAGGACAGCCGGGAGAGUUUCACGGCCAGCUCCGGAGAAGGGCGGAAGAGGGCGGCUUGGAUGGACGGCUGGGAUUGCGAGACGGCGGCUGCUAAUCGGGCGGUAAAGCGGGCCCGGGCGAAACGGGACGAGGAAGAGAAGAAGAAUAAGAAGUGCAGCCACUGUGACGCGGAGGAGACGCCGCAGUGGAGGAGGGGUCCGAUGGGGCCCAACACGCUGUGCAACGCUUGCGGGGUGAGGUACAAGUCGGGGAGGCUGGUGCCGGAGUAUCGGCCGUUCGCCAGCCCCACUUUCGACAGCUCCAAGCACUCUAAUUUUCAUAGAAGGAUUGUACACAAAGUGCAACAUCAUCAUCACUAGUUUACAAUUUCUUUCCUCGCUCAUUAAAAUAUAUUCACUUUAGCUAUAGUUCUUUUUUUUUGAUACGUCAUUAUUCUUUAUUGAUCCUUUUUGUCUCUCUUUUUGGGAUCAAUUAUUAUUCUUUAUUCAUUUUGAUUUGUGCUUAAUUGGUUUAUUAAUAAUGUAACGUUUGAUGAAUAAAUUGCCUUUUGAAUG